UCAGUAAGGAGGGGUGUUACUAGGUGUGUGUAGAGGUGUGUGACAUGGGGUGAAACACACGAAGGGGUGAGAACCGAGUGGUGGUUGGUGAUGGCGCGUCCGGGGGAACUAGGAGCUGAUGCAUGGCUUACUACCGUUCAAGCGAGCAGUGCGCGAGUAAGCCAGGUGGUGGCGAAGCUGCGAUCAGCUGCUGCUGAAAGGAUAGUACCGUCGAUCUCGUGGAUCCAGAGUGUGCGGGAGUGUUUACUGGAGGUCACAUGGGGGUUGGAGGAGGGGUCGCCCCCCCCCCUGGAUGCGGUUACAGACUGCCCACGAUUGGACGACUUGAUGCGGCGCUACUACGAGGAGCUUGAGGAGGGGCUAGAUCUUUGCGCUACGCGGGAGGACCGCUGCUAUGAUGACGAUGACGACAUCAUUGAAGACGUUAACAACAUCAACCCCAACAUCGACAGCAAAGACAACAACAAUCUCACCCAUAUCGCCAUUAAUCACAACAACAACAACAACAAUAAUAACGGCGACGACUGUAAUCUCCGCGAAGAUGACGAUGACACACGCAUCCAAGUCAUUCAGGUCGUCGCCACCAAUAAUGACGCCGAUUUCGCUGGCUAUGAAGACAACAAUUACAAUAUCGAUUCAGAUGGGAGUGGUCGCUGGGUGCAGCGGGCUCCUCCCACGAUUCUUGCCAUAUUCGGUGGAGGGAGGCCUUUUGGGGAGGGGAUCAUUUUGUGCAUGUUCAUGAGUAUCUGGCGCUGUUUGUGCGGGCGAGAUAGCACUGCGUUGCUUCAGUGGGAUCCGGGUGGGAGGGUCGCAGGGUAGGACAGCAGCCUUGGGGAGGCCCUUCAUUUACCCUCCUGUGCUAUCUGGAGGGGGGGACUUUAAUUGGUAUACGUGGAACCCCGCCCGCCGGCCUAGGAUCUUCCUUCUCUGAUUUAGUAUCUGAAGAGCUAUCCAGGUCCACCCACUUCUAAAUGUCAAGGGAUGCUGGACCCGGUUUCCAGCAGGUGUUGCUCCCCACCAAUAGAUGGAGCCUCCCCGAGCAUGCUAGUGGUGUCUGCUCUUAUCAGCACCCCUACCAUUUACUCGAGCUUGAUUAAGCCAUAGCAGAAGAAAAGACGAGCACUGCAAAGUCGGCGGGGAGUGGAAACACCAUCCACCAAAAGUAUUCAAACAAAUAAGGGGAGCCGAG
Messenger RNA from Chara braunii, 1189 nucleotides. Lineage: Eukaryota; Viridiplantae; Streptophyta; Charophyceae; Charales; Characeae. The record is from the annotation of a GenBank genome assembly.